Molecule: messenger RNA, 1362 nt
Organism: Jaminaea rosea
Lineage: Eukaryota; Fungi; Basidiomycota; Exobasidiomycetes; Microstromatales
Product: ALG3-domain-containing protein
Exons: 3
Coding region: 27-1316 (429 amino acids)
Cellular component (GO): endoplasmic reticulum
Molecular function (GO): dol-P-Man:Man(5)GlcNAc(2)-PP-Dol alpha-1,3-mannosyltransferase activity
Source: RefSeq, a predicted model, not a curated record
UCUCCCUCUUCAUUACCACGACAGCGAUGCGCAGCAAGGCCAGGACGCAGGGCAAUGCGGCAACGUCAGGGUCAGCGUCCCCUCUUGCCCGCACCGGCGCCCUCUCACUGCUCCAGGAGAUCCUCCUCACGCAACGCUACUUCGUCCCGCUAGCCAUCCUCGUCCUCCUCUUCGAUGCGGCCCUCACAGCCCUCGUCGUGCUGCGCAUCCCCUACACGGAGAUCGACUACUCGACGUACAUGCAGCAGGCUGCCUUGUUCCUCAAGGGCGAGCGGGACUACAAGAACAUCACGGGAGACACGGGGCCGUGCGUAUAUCCUGCGGGGCACCUCUACGUGUAUGCUCUGUUGCACAAGCUCACCAGAGCGGGGAAGGACCUAAGGCUAGGACAGUGGCUCUUUGCGGGGCUAUACCUCACGUGUCAGGCGGCAGUGGUAGAGGUCUAUCGCAAAGCUGGGGCCCCUUCCCUACUGCUGGCCUUCCUGCCCCUCUCGAAGCGACUCCACUCCAUCUUCGUGCUGCGCCUCUUCAACGACGGCGUCGCUAUGACCGUCAUGUGGGUCGCGAUUGCACUCGUUGCACACAAGAGGUAUAGCGCCGCGUGCGUCGUCGCGUCAUUAGCGCUGAGCAUCAAGAUGAAUAUAUUGCUGUUCGUGCCAGGACUGGCCGUGGUGGUGUACAGGGCGAAGGGAGGGGCGAGGGCGAUCGUGGAUGGACUCUUGAUCGUCGUUGUUCAGGCCCUAGUCUCGAUACCCUUCCUCACGUCCCCGCACCCCGGCGCUUACUUGCGGCAAGCCUUUGACCUCUCACGCCAAUUCCUCUACAAAUGGACGGUCAACCUGCGCUUCCUACCGGAGGACAUUUUCCUCUCUCGUACCACGGGUCUGAUCCUUCUGGCAGCACAUGCGCUUCUUCUCUUGGUCUUUGCUCUGAAUCGAUGGACAGGCAUCGGAGCGCAAGGACUCGACUGGAUUGCGAGAACGUGGACGAGAGGAGAAGAGAUGGACGCGCGAAGCGCCAUCGUCACGCUUCUCACCUCGAACCUCAUAGGCAUCCUUUGCGCUCGCUCGCUACACUAUCAGUUCUUCGCGUGGUAUGCGCAGAGCCUGCCAUUGCUCGUUUGGCAGAGCCACAUGCCCUGGUCAGCAAAGCUCCUCGUACCCCUCUCCAUCGAGAUAGCAUGGAACAUGUACCCCUCAACGAUAUCCUCUUCAGCGAGCCUCUGCGCAAGCAACGCCUUGCUGCUGCUAGGCCUGUACAGGAGCGGUGCAGCGCAGCUUUCGACAUCACAGUCGCGGCGUACGAAGACCCAGUAAUGCUAGUGAUGACGCUAAUAUUCAAUUCCAAUCGCUCUCCUCAUAC